GUUUGUAGCAGAGUCCAAGUUCCGGAGUGAGCGCGAGAAGGCUACCGAGCUCAUCAAGGCCCGUGACGAGGCCAAGGCUUUCUCAAGAAACAUCGGGGGACAGGCCGAUGAGGGCAACGGCGACAACACAACAUACAAGGUCAAUCCAGAGUACAUCGGCACUGUCUUCGAGGAUUACAUCAUGCCUUUGACGAAGGAGGUCGAGGUCGCUUACCUGCUUGCCAGACUCGAUGAGACGGAGCGACCUGACCCAGAGAAGGAGCUGUGGCUGCUUCAUGUCUUAACCGGACGGCGAGCUUGCGCUAUGCAGGAGGAUCUCAAUAUCAGGGCCGACCAGCUCUGA
Molecule: messenger RNA, 343 nt
Organism: Symbiodinium necroappetens
Lineage: Eukaryota; Dinophyceae; Suessiales; Symbiodiniaceae
Source: the annotation of a GenBank genome assembly